AUGGAGAAAGAAAGAAAAAAUCAAAGUUUGGUUUUUUUGCAGAUAAUUGUGGAAUGGAUGGAUCGAAGAUAUUGUUUGCCAAUGAAUUUUGUGCCAAUUAUGGUUAUUACUUCAAAAACUUCAAUGUUAACGACGGAGUAAGUUUGGAUAAAAAUAAAGUCUGAAAUCUAAAAUUCUACAGUAUUCUGCUGGAAGUUGAAGUGAAUCGAGCUGCUGGAAAUAAUGUAAUUACAAAUAUAAAAGAUGCUAUUCUUAUAGCUUCAGAUGUUUCUGGAAUUGAAAAAACAGCCGAUUUGAGGACAAAAGUUCCAAUUAAAUGCGAUCCUUUGAGUGUGGUCAACUUUGUUUGGAAAUUGCCGAUCAAAGGAUCAUCAGUGAAACAUUCUUUGAAAUUGGAAUAUGAUGCGACUGGACAAUUUGAUAAUUUCAAUCUGCCACUUUAUUCAUUCGAAGAUGAUGUUGAAUUAAGUGUGCCUGAUGUUCGAUUCGAAAUUUGUACACAAGUAUUAUCACAACAACCCGGUGCUCAAUUAUGUCGAGCUUCUUCUCCUUGUCAUUUUGUUAUUUCAAUUAGAUGUCUUGUUGAUGAACCAAGUACAUUAUUUGUUGUAUUAGAAGCCGAUGAAAGAAUUUGGACAUUAACUGAGAGAACCAAAAGUUUGUUGUAUCUUAAAACCUUCUUAAUUAAUUAUCCAAUUAAUACAAAUAUAUUUUCAGUGUGUAGUGUAAAAGACAGUGGACUUGGUCAAUUAGCAUUAAGUAUUAUUCCAGUUGUUGCUGGAUAUUUGCCAUUUCCAAAUGUUUCAAUAUAUGAAUGUCAACAACAGGUAAAUUUUUAACAAAUUAAUAAUUUUAUUUUUUUGAUUUAUUUAUAAAAUCACAAAAAAUAGAUCAUCAUCCAAAUCGAAUUGGAAUUCUUUGAGAAGCAGCCAAAAUCAAGCAAAUUGUUAGAAAAAUAUAGUAUUUCAUGAUUCGAAUAUUUUGGUAUCAAAAUAAUCGAAUUUAUAUUAUUUUUCCCGUUAUGAAUCAUGAAAAUAAUAUACAGUAGCCCCCCACAUAUUGCGUCACUAAAAAAAUAUAAUUUUUAUUGUCAUCAAUUUUUUAUUAUGCGAAUUGAUAAAAUAGCAUAGUUAUAAACAAGAAAAGGGGAAAGUACGUUGUUCAAGAACAAUUCUAGAUAGUGAGGGAAGAAAAUUAGAAUGAUCAGUGAUGUUGUUAUCGAAUAAUUUAUAAAUAUAUCUGAAAUUAUCUAUAUCCGAUUUUUUUGCUGAAAAAAACAGAAUAUUUUCUCAUAAAUCGGACGUGGUCGGUUUUCUCGGUGUUGAUUCAAAAUCUUUUUUUUACAGGGAUUAUCUGAUGUGCAUGUUCCUGGAACUGAACUUCUUUGUUUCAAUCGAACUGCUGGAAAACAAAUUCGAGUACUUUCUGCACAUAAUUCAGAAUCACAUUUUGGAAAAGAUGAUUCGAGUCGAGGAUCAAAUCGAAUUACAAAGAAAAUUGUCAAGUUAUUUGACUAA
Messenger RNA from Caenorhabditis angaria, 1517 nucleotides. Lineage: Eukaryota; Metazoa; Nematoda; Chromadorea; Rhabditida; Rhabditidae. The record is from the annotation of a GenBank genome assembly.